Acanthosepion pharaonis is the source of this 852-nucleotide messenger RNA. Lineage: Eukaryota; Metazoa; Mollusca; Cephalopoda; Sepiida; Sepiidae. The record is from the annotation of a GenBank genome assembly.
AUGCCCCCACCAGUACCCAGCCUCUACCAAACCACCCCUCUGAUAGCACUUUUCACGGAGACCAAGAGCCCGGAAUCAUUCAUGUGUGGUGUACAGACUCACCGACCGAUAAGACUUAUUGCUAAAAACGGGCAGUUCAGGGAUUGGUGGGUUCAUGACAUUCUCUCUCUGUCCCUAGGUCUCUUUCUAUCGCUUUCCCUUUCUCUCUCUCUCUCCCCCUUUUCUCACUCUCUCUUUUCUUUCUCUCUCUCUCUAUCUGACUCUUUUCUUUUCCUCUCUCACGCUCUUCGUUUUCUCUCUAUCUUUACUCUCCAGUCUCUCUCUCUCUCUCUCCUCCCUCUUUUCUCUCUCUUCUCUCUCUGUCUCAGUUUCUCACUUUUCUCUCUCUCUCUUCUCCCUUUUCUCUCUCUCACACUCACUCUUUCUCUCACUCUCUCCCUUUCUCUUUCUGUCUUAUUUUCUUCCUUUUCUCUGUUUCCCCACUCCUCUCUCUUUACUCUCUCUGUCUCACUCUCUCAUUUUUUUCUCUCCCUCCCUUUUGUCUCCUCUCUCCCUUCUCUCUCUCUUUUCUCUCUCUGUUUCGCUAUCUUCCUUUUCUCUCUCUCAUUUUCACUCUCUCUCUCUCUCUCUCCCAUUUCUCUCUCUUUUUUCUCUUUGUCCCUUUUCUAUCUCUUUUUUUUCUCUGUCUCACUCUCUACCUUUUCUCUCUCUCCCUUUUACUCUCUCUCUCUCUCUUCUCUCCCAUUCUCCCUUUUCUCACCCCCCCUCUCUCUCUCUCUUCACAGUUCACGGCUAUCUCCAAAGCAGGGUGAGCGCCUUUUGCUGGAGAUAAGGUGUUACAACACGGGAUAA